CUAAUACGCCCACCGCUCUAUGCGGUCUACCAAAUGCAACGCGUCCCUAGCAACGGCGGCGCCCUAGCAACGCGUCGCCUAGCAACAGCCAGCGCGUUGUAGUACUGGGCCUGGACUUAACAUCCCCUAUAUAGUUGUAAUACUAGGCCUGUACUUAACAUCCCCUAUAUAGUUGUAGUACUGGGCCUGGACUUAACAUCCCCUAUAAAGUUGUAAUACUAGGCCUGUACUUAACAUCCCCUAUAUAGUUGUAGUACUGGGCCUGUACUUAACAUCCCCUAUAUAGUUGUAGUACUGGGCCUGGACUUAACAUCCCCUAUAUAGUUGUAGCCCUAGGCCUGUACUUAACAAUCCCCUAUAAAGUUGUAAUACUAGGCCUGUACUUAACAUCCCCUAUAUAGUUGUAGUACUGGGCCUGGACUUAACAUCCCCUAUAUAGUUGUAGUACUGGGCCUGGACUUAACAUCCCCUAUAUAGUUGUAGCCCUAGGCCUGGACUUAACAAUCCCCUAUAUAGUUAUAGUACUGGACCUGGACUUAACCCCUCGACAAGACCCACAAGUCGAGUACAGCAGCAGCAGCACCAACCUGCAGCUUGCUACGCACAAAAUAUCGGUGACGAAGAACGCCCUUCGUCCGUCUUUGUCCGGCAUUCUGCGCCAUUGGAACUGCCCUGUAUUCUAAGGGGAUACAGGCGGACACGAUGAUGGCCAUGAUGAACCGCCAGGAGGAGAGUGUGUACAAUCUGAUUCCGCGGGAAGAAGUGACUCCGGAGAAGCCACCCAGGUACAUAUCCAGGUUCCGAGAGUCAAUCCGCCUGGAGACCAACGAGAGGAAGAAGGGCCAGCGCACGAUGGGUCCAGCCAAGGUGGAGGUGCCAUCUCCACAGGAAUACCUCCAUAAGCACUCCCGGGAUGCUGCUCUGCCUGAGAGCGGUGUGACCCCUGUCGCAGAGAAGCCCUUCCAUUAUCCGGACGAGGGGAGGCGGCGACCACGAGUGCCAGGGCAUGACGAGAGGCCGCCCAUGGGCCUCCACUCCAGGAAGGACUUUGUCAACACCAACGCCGUGGACGUGAUCACGGCGGUCCCACGCCGCCCGCAGCCCACCCUGGUGGACACGAAGAGAGGUGAUCGCCAGCCCUUGGAUCCCUCGGGACUCGUGCCCAAGUUCGUGCGCAAGAAAGAGUAUGGCCAGGUUCCGGAGUACAUCGUCAAGCGCAACGAGGAGAUGCGGCAGGCGCAGGAGGAGUAUGACGCGUACGUGCGUGAGCGUUUGCGUCGUGGGGCCCUGAACCAGAUGUCGGAGCAGGAGAGAAGCAGCAUCUUGCAGGGCCUGAAGCAGAACUGGGAUGAGCUGCAUCGCCAGUACCAGGGACUGUCCGUUGUGACCGACACAGCCCCCAAGAAGCAUCGCAAGGAGCGCCUGGAGACGGAGAUGAAGCAGCUGGAGAAAGACAUCGAACUCAUCGACCGCCACAAAAUCAUUUACGUCACCAACAAAUGAGUGCACAAGGUCCAAGGGCCAAAACACGAGCCAUUGGCACAGAGGUUUCCAUCAUCUAUGAUUGAGCAAAUGUAGGCUUACACGGCUUAUAGCCAACAAUACUUCUUAAACUCAGUAGAUUUAUUAGACAUUUAACUCAUUAGAUGUACUCAUCAGAACACAAAUAGAACAUGAGUGUUAAGCAUGCUAUGUAAGGCUGAAUAAACAUUUACAUAUAUUAACCUGUGUUACAUUUUGGUUGGAUAUUUGUAAAACCUUGAAGUUUUCUCCAAAAGUGCUCAGACUUAUUUUACAGAAUAAGUUUGAGGUCUUGGUUUAAACAUACGAGGGAAGACUUGUAGUACCAUCCCUCCAAUCAGAGGAGAUCUGUUUUACAUGUGGUAAAUAAAAUCCCCAACAGAGUAACCAUGCAGAUUAGCGAAAAUCUUCCUGAAACGUAUUGAGUGUGACUCACAUGCUGGUGGAGAACUUAAGCCUGGCAGAGCGCCGGGUGCAUUUUUCCCAUCUCUGCAUUAAAAGGCAGAGCGAUCCGUCGUGCAGGAAUUGACCCUCAACCAGCAUGUGAAUAGCACACAUUCGAAGAAUUUUGGCAGAGCAGCAAAUAUACGUCACCCACCAGAUAACUUUGGUUGCAUCAGUGUAUACUACUGCAUUGUUCGCAUUGCACCAGCCAAAAAUAGAUUUUACGGACCAAGUGGCCCUGUGGUUGUAACGCACAACUUACACUUGGAAGGUUGCAAAUGUGAAGCGUGGUUGGAGGCUUGACUCGGUUUUUCAUUCUGCGAGGGUCAAGAAACGAUUGCCACUUUGGCUGCCACUCCAAGUUCGUCUCAACCACCGCCCAUUGUCCCUUCUAGUGAUGUGUCCUUCCCAAGCCCGCUUACUUUUCUUAGCGGUCGAGAUGUCUCUUACAAUGUUUUCUUUGUCAAUGUCCAUAUUAAUGAUUACAUAUGCCAUAGGUAAUAUACUAUACAGCACCGCACCUCCGAUUAGCAUGGUUGGCUACGUACGGUGCAAAAGAAGUUCAACAUACUCUGUCUUGUACAGUGACUAUCCUCAUCAUGGGGCAUACAUGGAAUUCCCGGUACUACCAGUGGGCUGGUAAUAGAUAACAUCUGUAAGCUUAUGAAGAUAAACUAUUUGAUAUUGACAGCAAGCGGUUCAACAACUCAAGCCUUGUGCAGACGUAUACAAUAUUUGUUUUGAUUUUAAAAGGUUACUCGAAACGUGUUAUAUCACUUCUCUGGAAAUAAAAAACACUAAUCCA
Lethenteron reissneri (Far Eastern brook lamprey) is the source of this 2770-nucleotide messenger RNA. RefSeq names its product enkurin, TRPC channel interacting protein (gene ENKUR). Gene Ontology annotation, molecular function: calmodulin binding. The record is from RefSeq and is a predicted model, not a curated record. NCBI's taxonomy places the organism in Eukaryota, Metazoa, Chordata, Hyperoartia, Petromyzontiformes, Petromyzontidae. Gene Ontology annotation, cellular component: acrosomal vesicle; axonemal microtubule.